ACAAGGAAAGAAAGACAUUGUUUAACCAAAAAGAUGAGUGGAAUAAAACACGGAAGGGUGUACACAAACGGAAUAUGGAUGCACAUAGCAGAGAAAGGGGAAGGCCCGGGACCACUGGUGCUGCUCAUCCAUGGCUUUCCUGAGCUCUGGUCAUGUUGGAAUCAUCAAAUAACUAGCUUGGCCGAACAUGGUUUUCGUGUCGUUGCGCCGGAUAUGCGAGGCUAUGGAGAUUCAGAUUGUCCCAAGGAUCCAUCUUCUUACACACUUCUUCACACCGUUGGAGAUCUGAUUGGCCUUCUUGAUGAGCUAGGACAAAAGGAGGCAUUUGUGGUAGGGCAUGACUGGGGUGCAGAAAUUGCAUGGCACCUUUGCCUUUUCAGGCCAGAUAGAGUUAAAGCACUCGUCAAUUUAGGCAUCCCAUACAGGCCACGUUCCCCAAAGAUCAAACCUCUUGAAUUCAUGACCAAAGUUUUUGGAGAAGGAUUGUACAUUCACCAAUUUCAGGAACCAGGAAGGGCAGAGAAGUCAUUUUCCAAACAUGAUUGCUUAACCAUACUGAAGAAGUUUUUACUGAUUAAUGGACCUGAUCCUCUAGCUGCUCCUCCUGGUGUGGAGAUCAUAGAUUUUCUUGAAACCCCAUCUUCAUUGCCUCCAUGGAUUACCGAGGAAGAGCUUCAAUUUUGCGCAUCCAAGUUUCAAAAGUCCGGUUUUACCGGGGCAUUGAACUAUUAUCGCGCCAUGGACAUGAACUGGGAAGUGUGUGGACCAUGGCAGGGAGCAAAAAUUAGUGUCCCAACAAAGUUGAUAGUAGGUGACGAGGACAUGGGAUUUCAGUCAUUUGGAACAAAGGAUUACAUAGAGGGAGAAGAUUUCAAGAAGCUUGUACCAAAUGUUGAAGUGAAAGUCAUUGAUGGACACCAUUUUAUCCAGCAAGAGAAAGCUGAACAAGUUACAAAUGAAAUCUUAUCCUUCUUCAAAAAGAUAUCUUCUUCUUAAUUAAAAAAGAAAAAAAAAAAAAAAAA
Molecule: messenger RNA, 1022 nt
Organism: Morus notabilis
Lineage: Eukaryota; Viridiplantae; Streptophyta; Magnoliopsida; Rosales; Moraceae
Product: epoxide hydrolase A
Exons: 4
Coding region: 34-996 (320 amino acids)
Molecular function (GO): hydrolase activity
Source: RefSeq, a predicted model, not a curated record